This is a messenger RNA of Lagopus leucura (white-tailed ptarmigan), 1846 nucleotides long. RefSeq names its product adipocyte plasma membrane associated protein (gene APMAP). The record is from RefSeq and is a predicted model, not a curated record. Gene Ontology annotation, biological process: biosynthetic process. The transcript is spliced from 9 exons. The coding region runs from base 36 to 1283 and encodes 415 amino acids. Gene Ontology annotation, molecular function: strictosidine synthase activity. Lineage: Eukaryota; Metazoa; Chordata; Aves; Galliformes; Phasianidae.
ACGGAGGCCGCAGGUCGGGGCCGGAGCUGCGGAGGAUGAAUGAGGCCGAGGGGCUGCGGCAGCGCCGGCCGCUCCGCCCGCAGGUCAUCACCGAGGACGGCCCGGCGCAGGAGGCCAAGGAGGGCAGUGCUUACAGCAGCAAGGUGUUCCGUGUUACCUUCUUGACUUUGGCUGCGUCUCUGGCUGUGCCCCUGCUUGGAGCAACUGUUCUACUGGAUUGUCCUAUAGACCCCCAGCCUAUAAGCCUGAAAGAACCACCCCUCCUGACGGGUGUGCUAGAGCCCAAUAACAAGUUACAGAAAGCUGAGAGACUAUGGGAGAAUCAACUGGUUGGGCCAGAAUCCAUCGUCAAUAUUGGAGAUGUGCUAUUUACUGGGACAGCUGAUGGAAAGAUUCUCAAAAUUGAAGAUGGGGAAGUACAAACAGUAGCCAGAAUUGGCCAUGGUCCUUGUGGAACUCCUGAAGAUGAGCCAACUUGCGGACGACCACUUGGUAUCAGAGUGGGACCAAAUAACACCCUUUUUGUGGCAGAUGCUUACUAUGGACUCUAUGAAGUUAAUCCAGGCACAGGUGAAACGAAAGUGCUUGUGUCAACCAAAGCACUAAUUGAAGGUCAGAAGUUGUCGUUUCUGAAUGACCUUACUGUGACCCGAGAUGGCAGGAAAAUCUACUUCACAGACUCCAGUAGCAAGUGGCAAAGAAAAGACUACUUAUUCCUGCUUAUGGAAGGCACAGAUGAUGGGCGCCUGCUUGAAUAUGACACAGUAACAAAAGAAGUGAAAGUCUUAAUGGUGGGACUGAGGUUUCCCAAUGGUGUUCAGCUCUCUCCUGCGGAAGACUUUGUCCUGGUGUUGGAAACAACCAUGGCCAGAAUCAGAAGGUAUUAUGUGUCUGGGCUGAUGAAAGGUGGAGCAGAUAUGUUUGUUGAGAAUAUGCCUGGUCUUCCAGAUAAUAUCAGAUUAAGCAGCUCUGGUGGAUAUUGGGUAGCUAUGCCAGGUGUCCGUCCCAAUCCUGGAUUUUCUGCGUUAGAUUUUUUGUCUGAAAAACCGUGGAUUAAAAGGAUGAUAUUUAAGAUACUGAGCCAGGAAACUGUGACAAAGCUCGUGCCCAAGCGUAGCCUCGUUGUUGAACUUAGUGAGACAGGAUCCUACAGAAGAAGCUUUCAUGAUCCCACUGGAGUGACAGUACCUUCUGUUAGCGUGGCACAUGAGCACAAUGGAUAUCUUUACCUGGGCUCCUUCCAGUCCCCGUUUAUUUGCAGACUUAAUCUUCAGCAUGUUUAACCAUCCAUCCAUGAUAAAGUGUCACAGUCCUGAAAUACUCUAGAGGUAUGAAGGAAGCAUGUGAUUGAAGCAGUGUGUGACUGAGGAGGGAAAGUGAAGACAGCCUGUUAAUAAGUGCACUUAGCACUGCUCUGUUGCCACAGGAAAGCAUACAGCUUGCUGUAUCUGUCCUUGGUUUGACUGCUUUGCAGUUGGCAUGAAUAAUACUAAUGUCUGAGGAAUACGGUGAGGCUUCUUUGUGUGGUUAUUUGCUCAAGCAAAAUCCACUGCAUUUCCAAACCCAACCCUGGAGUUUUCUUAAACAGGCAACAUCUGUCACCCAUAAUGCAACUGUAUGUUUAUCUUACCAUUGAAGGGUUUACAAUGUAUGGAAUUUAAACAUGUAUGAUCUGGACUGAAGAGGAUAUCUUGCAUGUGUUUAUACUUCAAAGCCAACUGUUUAGGAGUGAUAUGCCUAGAAACCUAAUUAUUCCACUUGGGUUUUUUCAAUUCUAGCCUAUGUAAUCAACAUUGGAAACUACGGUUAACAGCUGAUCAACAUGCAGGAUCUGAUUUGAUCAUUA